Molecule: messenger RNA, 1590 nt
Organism: Vicia villosa (hairy vetch)
Lineage: Eukaryota; Viridiplantae; Streptophyta; Magnoliopsida; Fabales; Fabaceae
Product: F-box/kelch-repeat protein At3g23880-like
Exons: 1
Coding region: 59-1462 (467 amino acids)
Molecular function (GO): protein binding
Source: RefSeq, a predicted model, not a curated record
UGAAGAGUUGGACAGAAAACUGAUUGUUGCAUUAUUUGUAGCCGGGGGGUGUGUUAAAAUGGCAAUGCUCAACCUAGCGGCAUUUCUUAGGUUCAUUACAAAUCUUUUAGGUUUCAACAGCAUUAUUAAGUUCAUUAUCAAGUCAGCCGCAUCCCUGCACCUGCCUAGGACGACUCCGUCACCAGUGGUCCUCCCCGACGAUCUCAUUACCGAGGUAUUUUCCUUUCUACCCGUCAAAUCGCUUCUUCGAUUCAGAUGUCUUAGUAAGUAUUGGAAGACACUUAUUUCCCGUCCCGAUUUUGUGAAAUUGCAUCUUAAGAGAUCAGCGACACGAAAUCCUCUCUUCACACUAAUCACGUAUCGUAUAAGACAUGUCCCCGAAGAUUCCUUAUAUGGUAGUGACGAGGAAUGUGAGCACAGUGUUGUUCCAUACCCUAUACGCAGUUUACUCGACAACCCUUCAUUUACCCUUUUUGACGAUCCUUACUAUCAUGUGAGAGACAAAGGAUGCUCGAAUAUAGUUGGUUCAUGCAAUGGACUAAUUCUUUUGGCGGGAUGCUGUCUUGAUAGUUGGGGCGGCAAUCGGCAUGAUAGCUACUGGCUCCGUGUUUGGAAUCCAGCCACCAGGACAACAUCUCAAACUUUUGGGUAUUUUAAUGAUUUUAGUAAUUCUCCACCUCAAGGUUUUGGUUUUGCAUUUGGUUGUGAUAAUUCAACAGGUACUUAUAAAGUUGUGGCGUCUCGUGUUUGUUGUUAUGAAUGGAAGACCGAGGUGAGAGUUCUUAGUUUGGGUAGCGAUGUUUGGAGAAAUAUUGAAAGUUUUCCUGUCAUUCCUCUUAAUUUGGACUUUGGCUGUCUUAGUAUAUAUGGUAGCGUGUAUUUGUGUGGCACUCUUAAUUGGAUGGCUAUUAAUCAUAUUAAUCAUAUGGACAGUUACUUUGGGUAUUCUCAUUACCAUAAGGAUAUUACAGUUGAACAGUUUGUUAUUGUUUCUCUUGAUUUGGGGACAGAGACAUACAAGCUGUAUCCAAUGCCACAUGGUUUUGAUGAAGUACCACCUAGAGAACCAACGAUUGGUGUGUUAGGGAGCUGUCUUUGUUUUUCUUAUUCUUAUAAAGAAACUGAUUUUGUUAUAUGGAAGAUGAAGAAAUUUGGGGUUGAAGAUUCUUGGUUUCAAUUCCUUAAAAUUACUUAUCAGCAACUUCAAAUAGAUCAUGACUUUAGUGUUGAUUGGAGAAAGAAUUAUUUUGAAUUGGUGCCGUUGCUUCUAUCUGAAGAUGGUGAUACACUAGUACUUAAAAGCAAUGAAGAAAACCAAGCAAUUCUCUAUAAUUGGAGACAUAAAAGAGUAGAGCGGACAAAAGUUAUUAUAAGUAGAACUAUUACCGAUAAUAGCACUAGCGAUCAUGUAUGUUGGAAGGAUGCCAAGGAUUACGUUGAAAGUUUAGUUUCAAUUUUCUGAAAGUAAGCUUCUCUUCCAUGGUUUACUACUUGUUGGAAUUUAUGUUCAUUUGUAUAAGUGGUUUUCAUAAUAAUCGACCAUGUGAAUAUUCUUUUUAUUGACUUCUUAGGUUAAUUGUAUAUUGACCA